Molecule: messenger RNA, 1704 nt
Organism: Lizanozyma spartinae
Lineage: Eukaryota; Fungi; Ascomycota; Pichiomycetes; Serinales; Debaryomycetaceae
Exons: 1
Coding region: 1-1704 (567 amino acids)
Cellular component (GO): ubiquitin ligase complex; cytoplasm
Molecular function (GO): protein binding
Source: RefSeq, a predicted model, not a curated record
AUGACUGAAAGUGCUUCUGGCCAUAAUGAUAACUAUAAGCUUAUGUAUGAGGAAUAUGAAAGAGGACCGAGGAAGAUAGCUGAGUUAUGUUACGCAGCCCGAGUGGGUGAUGUUACUAAGGCAAUCCAAUUGGUUGAAAUUUCGGGAGUUAACAUCAACGAUACAGACGAAUGGGAUAAUUCACCGUUGUUUCUUGCAUCCUUGUGUGGUCAUUAUGACAUGGUGGAGUAUCUUUUAAGUUCUGGAGCUGCUUAUGAUAAGAAUUCAUUUGAAGGUGCAAGAUGUGUUUUGGCAGCACUAACUCCUAGAAUCAAGAGUCUUCUUAUAAAUUCAUCACUUUCCAAAAAGUUUGAUGAUCUGGAACCAUUUACAAGUCAUAUUUAUGGGAUUUAUAGUUCUUCUAAACCUUUAUUUUAUGGUGAUGUUAUAUUGCAAAUCCACUCCAACCAUUGGAAACAAGAAUUUGCACUUCAUUGGUUCAUCAUACAAACUAGACUUGGGUUUUUAGUUAAUUUGGCAACCACGAAUAACAGUAGUUUGUUGAUUAUUCAAGAUGCAGAGGGAUUGGAGAGUGUAUCGUGGAAAGCUUUAAUCAACUAUGCAUAUUUAAGAGUAGAAGAUACCCAAAGAGAAGAGUUUGAGCUGAUACUACGGUUUGCUCAACUACAUCAUUUAGAUGACUUGAUUAGAGAUGUCAAGGUAUUUGGUGAUAUUAGAGAACGACAAGUCUACGGCAAACUAAAGGGGAAGAUCACGUCCAAAAUGAUCAAGAAUGGUAUACUGGAUUUCACCCACUUUUUUCAUUCUCAUAUAAUUGUGAAUAAGUUAAGUGUACCAUGUAGUGGGACAUUUGAAGCACAAAAUGAAGAGAAUAAUGGAUUUGAAGACCUUGAAAUGUUUUUAUCCCCAGAUUGUCGGCUAAAACUUAUUCAAUGUUCGUCUCGUCCAGAUAUGAUAGUUGGAGUAUAUGAUGAUGGUACAGAUAGGAUAUGUUACUACCCAGUACAUCAAUCUAUGCUUGCUCGAUCACCAUAUUUAGAGACCAUGUUUGGUUCAGAGUUGUUCACUGCCAAAUAUGAGUCCAAACCCAUCAAGACCAAUGACCUUGGAACAGCUACAAUUGUUGAUAGAUAUAAUCUACAAUCAAAACAUGUACCAGUGGUUAACUUUUCUUUUGGGGCAGGGAAUGCUAAGAUUGCCGAAAUUAUACUUGAAUUUCUUUAUACCUGUUCAGCGGAGAUAGCUUUGAAUGUUGCAGCCGAUAUCAUAUUUAUAGCCGAAGAGAUUUUCCUUGAUAAGUUGAAGGCUUUGGCCUCUGCGGCCAUAGUUAAUCAGUUGAACACUAUGACGUUUGAAGAAAUACAAUCUUGUGAUUUGGUAUUCAAGUAUUCAAUCUAUGAUUUGAUUAGAGUGUCUUGGGUCACAAAAUGCGACAAAUUAGAACAAGCUAUUACUCAGGUUAUUGCUUUAAAGUUGGAUGAUUUCGUUAUGCAGAAGAAUCAAUUGAAGAAAAUUAUCAUUGAAUCGUCAAAAAGAAUAGACAAUAGAGAAGAAACUGAUACCAUUGAAUUUGUUGAUGAUUUACGAUACUAUUUAACCAAAGCAUAUUUGGAAGAUGAUCCUAUUAAAUAUGAAACUUACAGUACUUUUGUUGAUGAGAUGUUAAUGGAAUUGGACUUCAAAGAAGCCAGAGUUGAUACAUAG